AGCUGCUGCUGUGCAUUUGCUUGUGUGUAUGUGUGUGAGUGUGCGUGUGUGCGUGUCUGAAUGCGAACAAGUUGAUAUUAUUUUUUAAUUUUACCCACUUCUUUGAAUUAAGCCCUGGAAGUAAGUGUCGGCUGCGGCUAGUGAGAAGAAACAGACCUUGUAACGUAGACUCUAAUGAACUCGACAAUAUCAAGUUUGCUACGUCCAGCCUUUGAAAACAAGCCGCAUCUACGCAGUUUUUACCCUUUUCGGUAUAUCAUUUUUAUCGACAGCAGCUAACUUGGAGCUAAGAGUGUGCGGCUGCUCACGGCAGUGUUUUUUUUGUGGUUAGCGAGGUUGGAAGUGAAGCGUGCCUUGUUUUAAAUGCGUAAAGUCGCUCAUGUUAGCUAAUGAAGUUGUAGUAAGCGUGACAUAAGAGCCAGUGAUACACACGGAGCUAAUUGUAGGGAUAAGCCAUAAAGUACUCCAGAAAAAUGCUAAAGACGCUCACGAAGAAGCUCAGAAGACAUUCACUCAAUGAGAUACAUCCUUUCCAACUGAAGAUUUCUUAUCAUGGCAGUGGAGAGGGAGGGGAGAGUGAUGACUCAGAAGGGGAGAACCAGGAGCUUGCACAGAUUGACAGAGAGAGACGGAGAAAUUGUGCCCUCACCCCCUUGGCCACCAGCCAGCAGCACAACCAAGGCCCUCUCUCUCCAGCCCGGUUGCGACGCCUCCGCCUCCUUUUAGAUGCCAAUCUGGACCGUCACUCUUCAGAGGAAGAACUUGAGCGAAUCAGCUGCGGUGACAAUAGGAAAUGGAUGUCUGCACUUCCCCAGUGCCACAGCGAUCACCACAGCAGCGCCUCCAGUGAUGAGGAGGUGCGGGACCUCUGUGGCUGUGGGUCGCCAGCUGCCUCUGCCAGGCCGCUGGUUGAGCCCGGUGCUUGCCUGGCUGCCUCCCCCAGUCCUGUACUCUUCAGCUCCAGUCCACCACGUAGCCUCAGGCCACCCCCUAUGCGAUUUCAGCUGCAGGUGGUACAACCAGUUGCACGGCCCAUCCUUUUGACCCACUUUGACCAGUCAGCACCUUACAGAAAAUAUCGGCACAGCUACGGAGGGGAGCCAGGGAGACCCAGUCUGGACUUAGAAAAAAUGCAACAGAAAAUGCUGCUGAAAAAGAACUGUGGGGGGAAAACGCGGACUAUAAAGAUUCGGAACCUGACUGGCAGCCGUCCUCCACCCAGGUACACCUACGACCCCUCCAUCUUCGCCUUCCGCUCGUUGAGCACCGUGCCCCCCUGCAGCCCCCUGACCCCAUCCGAGGAUCCUCCCUGCUCAUAAAGAAAUUCAUCCCCCCUCCAGAUAAUCCUCGCCCCUCUCUCCUCAUUCCCAGACAGCUGCUUUUUUUGUGGCUUCUGCAGUGAAACCAAGGAGCAACUGUUCUGAAAGACAUUAGUUUGAUGGUCGAGCUACUGCACACUCAGGUAAUCCCACCCUGUCACUUUGAUCCUCACUCUCCAAAUCAGCAGGAACAUUUGGGGAAUAAAAUGGCCUAAAGACAUUUUUAAGGAUCCUUCAGGUAUUGCAUAUAGUUGUCCCUGGAAAGAUCCUGUGAUUGGAGAAAGAACGAUCAACAAACAAACAUGGACUGCGGACCAGAGGUGGUACAAAGGGACAAGAGCGACCAUUUUGAAACCUGAAUUUAGUUGUAGGCUGAAUCAAUAAUCAAGGGAAAUAAUGCAUGUAAGACAAUCAAAUGGUUCCAGGGUUUCUUCCUUUGAUGUGAUUACUGGACAUCUUGUAAGGUUCUUGGUAACUUCAUAUACUAAACGUGGCAAGGUGAGCCAUGUGAUAUCUUGUUAUUGUUGAGAUGAACAUAGACAGUGGUCACAUUUGUCUGUCUGAAAAACUACUUCUUUGGAUGUGUUAUUGAAUACGCAGGUCGAGCUAUAACAAACAUAUAUGACUGUAGUUCAGUAGACGACCUUUGACCUUUGAUGAUGUACGUUUCUUAAUGAAUUUGUCACUUGUAGUCCAGGUCAAAGUUAAGUACUUGUAUCCUCUUUCCUUGCAUGAAUUCCACUGUUUUGCAGAAAGAGAGAGAAGUGAAAAUAAAGUCUGACAGUAGUUUGCUGCACAUUUGGCAAGUGUAAAUGGUGCUGUGUUCUGCAUAGCCUACUUGUAGUGUGCCAUUUUUUUUCCAAUAUUGUACCUCAUUACUUUCUAGGUAGAAGAGGACCACUGGUGUAACUAAAACAUCCCAGUGUUUCUAAAGAUCUCUUAUUGCCUUGAAAUGACAUUCCUGUUGUAUUGAAUGAAACUUGAGGUAGUUCUCAGCCCUUGAAAUGAGCUGACGAGUUGAUCAAACGCAAUGUCACCACUGUAACUACGAUUUCGCCGAAGUGAAUGUAACAUUGUGACAUGUUUUCGUCCCUUGUUGCACAAAAAUGAAUCAAUAAAUGCCCUGUGGCCUCUUGUUUAGG
Amphiprion ocellaris (clown anemonefish) is the source of this 2461-nucleotide messenger RNA. RefSeq lists its product as uncharacterized. Lineage: Eukaryota; Metazoa; Chordata; Actinopteri; Pomacentridae. The record is from RefSeq and is a predicted model, not a curated record. The transcript has 5 exons. Bases 474 to 1319 code for a protein of 281 amino acids.